Catharus ustulatus (Swainson's thrush) is the source of this 5806-nucleotide messenger RNA. RefSeq names its product kinase insert domain receptor (gene KDR). The coding region runs from base 41 to 4063 and encodes 1340 amino acids. The record is from RefSeq and is a predicted model, not a curated record. Lineage: Eukaryota; Metazoa; Chordata; Aves; Passeriformes; Turdidae. The transcript is spliced from 30 exons. Gene Ontology annotation, cellular component: signaling receptor complex; membrane. Gene Ontology annotation, molecular function: ATP binding; growth factor binding; vascular endothelial growth factor receptor activity. Gene Ontology annotation, biological process: endothelial cell differentiation; positive regulation of kinase activity; cell migration.
UGCCGUCGGGCAGAGGGUUCGCAGCCCCGGCGGCCGCGGGAUGGAGCUCGGCGCGGCGCGGCUGCUGGCGGUCCUGCUGUGCCUGGCUCCCGGUUUAUUUAUUUCUCUGGAUCAGCCAACCCUUAGCAUCCAAAAAGAUGUCCUCACAAUAAUGGCAAACAACACACUAAAUAUUACUUGCAGCGGUCAGAGACCACUGGAGUGGUCGUGGCCAAGCAAGCAGAGCAAUGCUGGGAGGCGUAUCUCCGUGACAGACUGCAGUGAUGGCCCCUACUGCAAGACACUUACUCUGAGCAAAGUUAUUGGCAAUGACACAGGGGACUAUAAGUGCCUUUACAGGGACAACCAGGCAGCUACAACCAUUUAUGUCUAUGUUCAAGAUUACAGAUCACCGUUUGUGACUUCAGUUGGUGAUCAGCUUGGCAUUGUAUACAUCACUAAGAAUAAAACCGUAGUAGUGCCGUGCCUUGGAACUGUAUCAAAUCUCAAUGUAUCUCUACAUGCGAAAUAUCCAGAAAAGAUAUUUGUGCCUGAUGGUAAAUCCAUUUCUUGGAAUAAUAAAAAAGGCUUCACUAUACCCAGUCAUUUAAUCAACUAUGCAGGCAUGGUCUUCUGCGAAGCUAAAAUAGAUGAUGAAAGCUACCAGUCUGUGAUAUACAUAGUUGCAGUUGUAGGGUACCGAAUUUAUGACCUGACAAUGAACCCACAUGACGAAGUAGAGCUGGCAGUGGGAGAAAAACUUGUUCUCAAUUGCACUGUAAGGACAGAGCUGAAUGUGGGAAUUGAUUUUAAAUGGGACUAUCCCUCCAUCAAGGAAAAACGUGCCACUAUUAGGGAUGUAAAAACCACUGCAGGAGAAAUAAAGAAGUUUGUGAGCACCCUGACCAUUGACAGUGUGUCCUUAAGCGACAAAGGUCGAUAUACUUGUGCAGCAUCCAGUGGCCGUAUGAACAUGAAAAACAGCAGUUACUUUGUUAUCCAUGAAAGUCCUUUUAUUCACCUGGAAAAAAUGGAGAAUGUUGUUGAGACAAGGCUAGGUGACACAGUCAGAAUUCCUGUUAAGUUUAAAGGAUAUCCUCCACCAGAGGCUAAAUGGUAUAAAAAUGGAAAAGCCAUCAAUGCAAAUCAUACAGUUAAACUUGGCUACACACUGGUGAUCACUGAAGCAACUGAAAAGGAUGCAGGGAAUUACACGGUUGUCCUUACAAACCCCAUUAACAAGAUACAGAAAAGACAUACAUUUACCCUGCUGGUAAAUGUGCCCCCCCAGAUCGGCGAGAACGCACUGAUGGCCCCAGUGGACUCGUACAAGUACGGCUCGACACAGGCGCUCACCUGCACCGUCUACGCCGUGCCGCCGCCCAGCACCGUGCUCUGGCAAUGGCAGCUGGAGGAGGAGUGCACCUUCAGCCCCCAGAAAGUUCGCUCAGGAGCCAAUCCAUAUGCGUGCAAGAAAUGGAAAAUGAUCUCAGAGAGAAAGGGUGGGAAUCAGGUUGAAAUUAAGCACCGGGUUGUUACUAUUGCUGGGAAAACAAAGACUGUGAGCACCCUCGUGAUUCAAGCAGCAAAUGUGUCUGCUUUGUACAGAUGUACGGCCAUGAACAGGGCUGGGUCAAGUGAGAGAGUGAUCUCCUUCCAUGUGACCAGGGGUCUUGAAAUUAAUCUCCAGCCUCAGAGUCAACUGACAGAGAAGGAUAACAUGUCCUUGCGUUGCACAGCAGACAAAUUCACCUUUGAGAAGCUGUCAUGGUACAAACUCAGUGCUCACGUUUCACAGACUCCCUUUGGAGGGUUGCCCAUGCCUGUUUGCAAGAACCUCAAUGCUCUCCAGAAGCUGAACGAGACAGUUUCAAACACCAAUGGUGAAAACGUCACCUUGGAGCUUAUCCUUCGUAACAUCUCCCUCCAAGAUGGAGGGGACUAUGUCUGCAUUGCUCAGGACAAAAAGGCUAAAACACAGCACUGCCUGGUGAAGCACCUCACUGUCCAAGAGCCCAUGGCACCCACACUUGUUGGAAAUCUCGAAAAUCAAACAACAAAUAUUGGUGAAACUAUAGAAGUGUCAUGUACAGUGAAUGGCAUUCCUCCUCCAAACAUCAUGUGGUUUAAAAAUAAUGAGACGCUUGUGGAAGAUUCAGGUAUUGUUUUGAAAGACAGGAACAAAACACUAACCAUCCGUCGAGUGAGAAAAGAAGAUGGAGGGCUGUACACCUGCCUUGCAUGCAAUGUCCUUGGAUGCAGCAAAGCAGUGGCUUUCUUUUCAGUAGAAGGCGCUGAAGAGAAAACAAAUCUGGAGCUCAUUAUCCUCGUUGGCACUGCAGUGAUUGCCAUGUUCUUCUGGUUGCUUCUUGUAAUCAUCCUCCGGACCGUUAAGCGGGCCAAUGGAGGGGACAUGAAGACUGGCUACUUGUCAAUCAUCAUGGAUCCUGAUGAAGUCCCUAUAGAUGAGCACUGUGAGCGGCUCCCAUAUGAUGCCAGCAAGUGGGAGUUUCCCAGAGACCGGCUAAAGCUAGGUAAACCUCUUGGACGUGGAGCUUUUGGCCAGGUCAUAGAAGCAGAUGCGUUUGGGAUUGACAAAACUGCUACCUGCAAAACAGUGGCAGUGAAAAUGCUUAAAGAAGGGGCAACACAUAGUGAGCACAGAGCACUUAUGUCAGAGCUGAAGAUACUCAUUCACAUUGGCCAUCAUCUCAAUGUUGUCAAUUUACUUGGAGCCUGCACAAAACCAGGAGGCCCACUUAUGGUGAUUGUGGAAUAUUGCAAGUUUGGAAAUCUGUCGGCUUACCUACGGAGCAAGAGGAGUGAAUUUGUCCCGUACAAGACCAAAUGUGCCAGAUUUCGGCAGGGGAAAGAGAACUACGUUGGUGAUGUCUCUUCUGACCUGAAGCAGCGGCUGGACAGCAUCACGAGCAGCCAGAGCUCAGCAAGCUCUGGCUUUGUGGAGGAGCGGUCCCUGAGCGACGUGGAAGAGGAGGAUGCUGGUCCUGAAGACCUUUGCAAGAACCCUUUGACCAUGGAGGACCUCAUCUGUUAUAGCUUCCAGGUGGCGAGGGGAAUGGAGUUCUUGGCUUCACGCAAAUGCAUCCACAGGGACCUGGCUGCUCGUAAUAUCCUCUUGUCAGACAAUAACGUGGUCAAAAUCUGUGAUUUUGGCUUGGCUCGAGACAUCUACAAAGACCCAGAUUACGUCAGGAAAGGAGAUGCCAGACUACCCCUAAAAUGGAUGGCACCAGAAACCAUUUUUGAUAGAGUAUAUACCAUUCAGAGUGAUGUAUGGUCCUUUGGAGUGCUGCUAUGGGAAAUAUUUUCUUUAGGCGCAUCACCAUACCCUGGAGUGAAAAUUGAUGAGGAAUUUUGCAGAAGACUGAAAGAAGGAACAAGAAUGAGAGCACCAGACUAUACAACACCAGAAAUGUACCAAACAAUGUUGGAUUGCUGGCAUGGAGAUCCUAAGCAGAGACCAACAUUUUCAGAGCUGGUGGAGCACCUGGGGAACUUACUGCAAGCCAACGUCCGUCAGGAUGGUAAAGACUACGUUGUCCUUCCUUUGUCAGUAUCAUUGAAUAUGGAAGAGGAUUCAGGUCUCUCUCUCCCAACUUCACCUGCUUCCUGUAGGGAGGAAGAGGAAGUCUGUGAUCCUAAAUUCCAUUAUGACAACACAGCAGGAAUUAGUCAGUACCGACAAGGUAGCAAGAGAAAAAGCCGCCCCGCGAGUGUGAAAACAUUUGAAGAUGUCCCAUUGGUAACCACUGUAAAAGUUGUUCAGGAGGAAAACCAGACAGAUAGUGGGAUGGUUCUUGCAUCUGAAGAGCUGAAGGCACUGGAAGAGAAUGAGAAACAAGUGAAAAUACCCUUUAGCACCCUGGUGCCCAGCAAGAGCAACGAAUCCGUCAUGUCCGAGGCCUCCAACCAGACGAGCGGGUACCAGUCAGGAUACCACUCUGAUGACAUGGACACCACCGUGUACUCCAGCGAGGAAACGGAACUCUUGUGUGCGCAGGAGGCUUCGCCCGCGCUCUGCCGCGCGCACGGGCUCCCCUUCGAGAGCCCCGCGCCACUCUAGGGGGGAGCCGCCAGCUCCAGCUCCCCCUGGGAUGUGCCUUCAUUGCCUGGGCUGGUGGGAUUCAGGUUUUUGAUGUAUUGAAAGACGGCAUCCACGGGACUGAGAACAGACAUUUAUUUUUCCUGAAGAUGAUGCGGAAGCAUCUGGCAGCAAAACUGUGCUGUGCCAGGCUGGACUUCAUUCCUCAGAUGCUGGUGGCUGAAGGUGCAAAGUGCUGGCCGUGGUGUGUGGGUUGUGCCAACCCCGUGGCAGAGGCUGAGCCUGGUGAUGUUGAACAUCUGCCUGAUGCAGGCAACAUCAUGGCAUUCCACUAAACUGUUUCUACUUGUACGAAAUAAUGGCACAUCCCUGCUUUUUGUGGGGUUUUUUUUGUUUGUUUUUCCCCUUGUGGCUGGACUCCAGGAAGGAAACAGCAUGACACUGGCUUCUUGUUUCUCAGAGUUUUUCCUUGCUUGUACCUUCACAAACAAAAAGAGGAACCUCCAGCUCAAGGCUCUGGCACUCUGAUGGCCUGAGACUAAACAUAGGCUGGGCUAAAUAUAGGUGUGGGUGAUGGUCUCUGUCCUUGGCAGAGGAAAAAGGCUGCUGUAAAAGUUCUCAUGAGUUGCAUUUUCUCAGUGAAGUUAGUAGGGAGAAGGCAGAGCAUUGAACCAAGUGAUGGGACUCAAAUAGCAGGGCCAUGCCUGACCUCCGAGGAUGGCUCUGCUCCCCUUACAUCCCCAGCACCCUCACUCAUGCCAGAUGCCUACCUGCCUCUGAGCUGCCUGAAACUGCUGCAGAAAAUACUCCCCUCCCCCCAGAUCACCACUUAGGCAGCCUCUGCAACAGGUAGAAAGAGCAAUGCCAUUUACUCAAGGACCACAGGAAGCACUGUGGUUCUGGUGGGGCAUCCUAAGGGCACCCUGCCUUCUCAUCUCAUUCCCCCUCCCUCAGGUUAGGUCUGACUCUUUCCCUUUGAAAACUCAAAGUCUGUUUGGAGUGGCAGAGAUCUCAGUUUAUGUAGCCUUGGGAAUCCGUGACUGGUUUCAUGGCAGCUCCGAUCUUCUCUGAGUGAUGAAAUUGUGCCUAAUUGUUGGACAACUUCUUACCUGUGCUCUUGUAGUCCCAGAACUCUAUUGAUAGACACAUUGAGGACUACAAGAUUUUAAAAUGUAAAGCUAUUUCUACUGAGUUCAUUUUGUAUUUUUAUAAGUAUUUUUUUGUUUGUACUUACUAUAAUGUCAAAUGCUGGGAACCAUGAAUAUAAGGCAUAUACAGUAUUUAUAGCCUCUUUAUGUAGAAAUAAAUGUAAUAUAUUAAAUAUAAAUAUAUAUUAUAUGACAGAUAUUUUACUAUUCACAUUUUGUAUCGGUUUUCUGCAGCAUUGCAAAGGUGAUAGCAUUUUUUAAUAGCUACAACUUUUCACUUUAUUAAAAGGGACUGGAAAUUUAGACCUGGGGGCUACAAGUAAGUUUGUUUUCUUUUGUUAUAGCCUUUCUGUUGACAGGGAAGAUUCUAAAGUACUACUUGUUUCAAGUCUACAAACAUGUAGUCGGCAUGUGUAGUAAAGAAACUUCAGUGAUUUUUAGCAGUUGGCAAUAAAUACGUUUAGAGAAAUGGCCAGAGGAAGAGACUGCUUGUACAAGCUGAAUCUCCUCUGAAAGAGUUUAUUAUGUUCAUUUGGGGAUGGUUGAUCUAAUUGUAUUGUGGCUUUUGCCUGGGGAGUGGCAUUUUCCCUUAAAGCCUCAUUCAUCCUUUCCCAAU